Messenger RNA from Ilex paraguariensis (yerba mate), 1662 nucleotides. The record is from the annotation of a GenBank genome assembly. NCBI's taxonomy places the organism in Eukaryota, Viridiplantae, Streptophyta, Magnoliopsida, Aquifoliales, Aquifoliaceae.
AUGGACGAAAUCGCGCUAUUGCAAAAGUUAUUUUUGAGUUGGGUGAUUGGGAUUUGGGCAGCAGUGAUUAUUGGGAUGAGUGCCAUUCCUGUAUUAGCAGAAGAUGUUUCAGUUAAAUUAAGUUAUGAAAAUGAUGCAAGUGAGGCUAGCCUAACUGGCUUACGUAAAAUUGAGGAUGGGUCUGUGGUAUCAAAUUUACAUACAUCAAAAUGGAGAGUUUUUACAGAUAAUGGAAGAGAUUUAUUUUUGCAGGGAAAACUGGAGGAAGCUGAAUGCUUCUUUUUAUCCGCGUUACAAGAAGCUAAAGAAGGGUUUGGUGAAAAGGAUCCUCAUAUUGCAUCUGCAUACAACAAUCUGGCAGAGUUGUAUAGAGUUAAAAAGGCGUUUGAUAAAGCGGAACCAUUAUAUUUGGAGGCCAUUAAUAUACUUGAGGAGUCAUUUGGAUUGGAUGACAUACGUGUUGGGGCUGCCCUUCACAACCUAGGUCAAUUCUAUCUUGUACAGCGGAAAUUGGAAGAAGCUCGUAAUUGCUAUCAGGCCAUCUUCAUAUGCAAUGUGCAAAAGCUGAUAUUUUCUAUGCGGCCUGAUAAUAUUGUUGUUUUUGUGGUCGCUUUUUUUCCGCAAUAUUUUGGACAGCGUGCUCUAAAGGGAAAAGAGAAGGAUUCUGAAGCCCUCAUUCAGGAUUCUAUUUGGAUACUUGAGCAAGGUGGGCUUGGAGAAUCUAUGAUAUGCAUUCGGAGACUGCGGUAUCUUGCUCAGAUUUAUGUAAAGUCCAAUCGACCUGCAGAUGCUGAGAAUGUACAGAGAAAGAUUCUGCGUAUGAUGGAAUUAUCAAAGGGAUGGAAUUCAUUGGACACUGUAAUUGCAGCUGAGGGCCUUGCCCUGACCCUUCAGUCGGUGGGGAGCUUGAGGGAAGCACAAGAGCUCCUAGAAAGAUGCCUUGAUGCCCGAGAAACCUUACUUCCGAAAGACCAUAUCCAGAUUGCUGCUAACAUGCUACACAUUGCCAGAGUGGAAAUGCUCAUUUCCAGUCAACAGAGGAAGACAAAUAUUGCUAGAGCGAUUGUUCAUCUUGACAAGUCAAAAGAUCUGUUAGACAAUGCGAUAAGGUCUGAGUUAUUCUCUGGGAGCUUCUUUGGGUCCUGUUCUGGACCCAACCAAGCACUCAAGCACCAGAUUGUGUGCACUAAAAUGCAGCUUUUUAAGGAUUCCAAGCAUUUUCUCCAUGACAGGAUAGCUCAACAGGUUUUGGAUAAAAUGACACAGCAAAAAGGGAAUCAGCAAUCCAUUGGGGUAUCCAGAGAGAUGAGAAAAGCUGGGCAUACAGCUUUAGUUAUACUGCUGCAAUCACUUAAUGCUCUUGGGCAAUUGGAAAUCAGUAAGGCGGAACUGCAGGAUUCAAAGGAGAAAAAUACACCAGUUCUUGACCCUGAGGAAGCUUUUCAUCAGUGCAUUUUGGCUUUCAAAGAGUUUGCAAGUGAGAGAUCAUUGUCCGAUUCUCCUGAAGUGAAGUUUGAAUAUCUAUCGUGUCUGAAGCAUCUUUCUAGUCUGAUGAGUACCAAGGGGAUGGAUCAAGGUAGAAGUGGCACUUUGCAAAUGUUGAAAGAUGAAAUCAAGCGUGUUGAACUCGAACUCUCACCUGAUAAAAUGCGUAAAAAUUGA